Messenger RNA from Prunus persica (peach), 2187 nucleotides. RefSeq lists its product as uncharacterized. Bases 403 to 2187 code for a protein of 594 amino acids. Lineage: Eukaryota; Viridiplantae; Streptophyta; Magnoliopsida; Rosales; Rosaceae. The record is from RefSeq and is a predicted model, not a curated record. The transcript has 3 exons. Gene Ontology annotation, molecular function: zinc ion binding; nucleic acid binding.
AUAAGUAUAUCGUAUAGCUAAUUAUAGUUAUUUAUAUUUAUGUAUUUAUAUGUAUAAUUAUUGAAUAUGUAUAGUUGAGUGUGAAAGGAAUUGGAGAUUGUUUAUUAGUUGACAGGAGAGGUGAGUUUGAGGGAAUGGGGUUCUUUUUGGAAAGAGUUGACUGAUGUUUUAGAAGAGUUUUAAUGAACCAUGUUUUGAGUAUAUUAAUUAUUGGAUUGUGAAACUGCAUGACUUGUGCAUUAUUUUUACAUGGUGGGGUUACUAUGUUGUUUUAACUGCAAACCUGGUUUUUGUCCACUCACAUGUUUUCUGUUUUGCGCCCCCCAGCCAGUAGUUGCUCCUGGAAGUACAAGUGGUGUCUGCAGCGGAGUCAGUGCAUCUUUAUAAUUAAGAACUGUAAUCAUGUCAGCUCGCAGAGCUAGAAUUAGAGGCCGUGGGCAGAGAUGGGGGCCGAAUCCUCCACCUCCAUCUCCAUCACCCCCUCCUUCACCACCACUACCUUCACCUUCACCUUCACCACCUCCACCUGCUGGAGAUAAUGCUUUGGAUUUGAGGCAUGUGCUCAGUCAGUUUACUCGUACAAUGGCUACAGCCUUAGGGGGAAGGCGUGGUACGGAAAGUUCAGAAAUUAAGAGAGUUAAGGAACUUGGAGCUAAAGAAUUCCUGGGUAGUACAGAUCCGGCAGAAGCAGAAUUAUGGAUUACUGAUGUGGAGAGAAUCUUUGAUGUCCUGGAAUGCCCAGCUGAGGAUAGAGUCCGUUUGGCCACCUUUCUACUCAAGGGAAAUGCGUAUCAUUGGUGGAAAGCAGUAAAAAGGGGUUAUGAAAAUCCGGCUACCAUAAAUUGGGAAGAAUUUCAGCGAGUAUUUUCAGAUCAGUUUUACCCACCUUCUUAUAAACAGGCAAAGAAAUCAGAGUUUCUCUACUUGAAACAGGGGUCUAUGACAGUAGUGGAAUAUGAACACAAAUUUAAUGAGCUGUCCAGAUUUGCUCCUGAGUUAGUGGCUACCGAGGAAGACAGAUGUAGACGCUUUGAGGAAGGUUUAUGGUGGGAAAUUCAGGCAGUUGUUACCGCUAGUACUUAUCCAAAUAUGAGGGCUUUGGCUCAGGCAGCGGCAAGGGUGGCAAGGAAACUUGGUGGGAAUGUUGGUAGGCGCCGUAGGGAUGCACCAGGAAUUGGUGGGCCCAGUCAGGGUCCAUCAAAGAGGGGAGGAUCUAGUUCCAGUUCGGCUAGUGGAGGAUGGUCAGGAGGACGGGGAUCUAGUUCUAGCAGUGGGAGAUCCGGUUCUCGUUCAGCUUGGACUCAGUAUUCGGGACCACAGUCUGUAGCUAGCACCGCCAGGGCUCCUUCUAGGUACACUGGGUUGACAUGUUUUCAUUGUGGGCAAGUCGGGCAUAUUGCAAAGGAUUGUCCCAGUUACACUCAGGGAGGUGGAUCGAGCCAGAGUAGUAGCCUGACAUGCUACUUUUGUGGGCAAGUGGGGCAUACUAAGAGAAACUGCCCAAUUAUACUCCAGAAUGAUGCAGGGAAUCAGGGAACUGGGGCCCAGCUGGGGCAAGGUAUUUUGGGUCAGAAUCAGAAUCAGGGUGGUGUUUCUUCAUCUGCAGCAGGGUCAUCCAGUAGUAGGGCAUCGGCAUCUUCUAGAGGCAGAGGUGGUAGGCUAUCAAGGGGUCAACCUGGGCGCUCCACUACUCAGGCUCGUGUGUUCUCCAUGUCUCAGCAGGAAGCCUAUGCUACCCCGGAUGUGAUUACUGGUAUGAUUCCGAUUUUUGGUUAUCUUGCACGUGUUUUAAUUGACCCGGGGGCCACACACUCCUUUGUAGCACACAAUUUCAUACCGUAUGUCAGUAUUAGACCCACACCUAUGACAGGGAGCUUUAGUAUUUCCCUACCUACGGGAGAAGUCUUAUACGCAGAUCGGGUAUUCAGAAAUUGUUUUGUCCAAGUAGAUGAUGCAUGGUUGGAAGCAAAUUUAAUCCCUUUAGAUUUGGUGGAUUUGGAUAUUAUUUUGGGGAUGGAUUGGCUGGAGAAACAUCAUGCUUCAGUGGAUUGUUAUCGGAAGGAAGUAACAUUUCGAAGUCCAGGGCAACCUAGAGUUACCUUCCGUGGGGAGCGUAGAGUUCUCCCUACUUGUCUGAUUUCUGCUAUUACAGCCAAGAAGUUGCUCCAGAAGGGAUGUGAGGGAUGA